AUGAAUUUUGUUACCUUUGAGAAGGUGUACAGCCUGUAUCCAAAUGCUACCUUUGGACAUCAAGUCUCUCUAUUGCAACCUUCUGCCAACCUCAAGCGCGCGCAAAAAUUUCUUGCAAAAUAUCAUUCCCGUGGCUUGAAAUAUGUUCUUUCCAUUCCAUCGCAAACUUUGAAAAUGGACCGCCAUAUCCAAAGCAGGAUACAGUCUAUCAGGGACAACGUAAAUGUUGGGUAUAGUUCAUCUCGUGGUCAUGUUCUCGUUGUGCUGGAUUACGAUCCUUAUCCAGAGUUGUUCUCUUCUGGGAUUAGAUGGGUUGGCAACAGGCAUUGUUGGGUUUAUUCUUUGCCUCUUUUACCCAAAGCAAAUCAGACUUCCUUUGUUGAAGCCAAUUUGUGGGCAUUGUUGCUCAAUGAAUUUGAUUAUUUGCAUUUUGGUGUCCGUCGCAUCAGCGGUAUCGCAUUAGAUUUUCACUACACAGCGGCAAAUGUUUACCAAUUACACAAGUGUGUCAAAAAAGCUAUCAAAUCCUGGGAAAGGGAUGAGCGUGGGAAUAUCCUGCGUACAGUGUACGCAGAAUAUUCCCACGGUCAACCUCUCCCGAUAUUCAGCCGAGUGUGGGAAUAUUCUGCGUACAGUGUAUGCAGGAUUCUCCCAUGGGGUGCCAACUAA
This is a messenger RNA of Psilocybe cubensis, 669 nucleotides long. RefSeq lists its product as uncharacterized. Lineage: Eukaryota; Fungi; Basidiomycota; Agaricomycetes; Agaricales; Agrocybaceae. The coding region runs from base 1 to 669 and encodes 222 amino acids. The transcript has 2 exons. The record is from RefSeq and is a predicted model, not a curated record.